UGCCUUGGUGCUGAGUUGCUACGUAAUUGACUCGUCUCCAUCUCGACUCCAGCUGAAGACCAAACCGCCACCAGCUGAGUGAACGUCCACCUUAGUGGCCAGGAUCCCGACUUUGACGCCACCCAAACCCACACGGCACCUUCCUGUAGAGCGCGGGGCCGCAGUUCAGACUAGUGUCACACGACGAAACGCGAGAAACGACAACAUCAGAUCCGGCAAACAAAGAGCUCCUUUCCAGCGACAUCAUUUUUCCUCCAUAUUCAAUAGUUAUGAGUCACGUGGCCGUCGAGAAUGUCCACGGUCUCGAGCAGCAGCUUGCUGUCAUGGACUUAACAGCUGGAGACGGUCAAGGUGGAGGCACAAGCAGACGGUACAUUCCCCCACACUUGCGUAACAAAGAUGGCCCCAAAAAUGCUGCCUUAUUCCUUGCUGCCGGAAAUGCUUUUGCAGCUGGUCGACAGGGGGCCUACAACAUUGCACCCGCUGCCAACUAUGGGUGGGACGCUGGGCGCGCCAACUUUGUCAAUGGAUACCCUGACAACCGCAUGGCGGGUGGCAACUCCUUCAAUCGUGGCCCGCCUCGCAUGGAACGUGGACGAGGUGGUGUUGGUGGAGGCGGCUACCGUGGCAACAGAGGUGGAGCCUUCAACCCCAUCAACCCAGCUCAACCAAUGGCCUUUGCAGGCUAUGAAACGAAAGAUGCAGGAGGCUGGAAUAAGGAGCCUUAUAACAGCUUUGGCAACAACCGAGGAAAGUCUGCAUUCUUCAAUGACAGAGGAAGCACAAACAGAGCGAGGUACGAUCAUGGUGGAUUUGGAGGAGGAGGAGCUGGGAACACCCGCUGGGUGGAAGAGUCCAAAGAUGAUGGAGACUGGUCCAAACCAACUCCCCGUAACGAACGACUUGAACAUGAGUUAUUCUCUGGCAGUAACACCGGGAUUAAUUUUGAGAAAUAUGAUGACAUUCCUGUGGAGGCCACUGGACAGAACUGUCCUCAUCACAUUGAAAGUUUCCAGGAUGUGGAUAUGGGAGAGAUAGUGAUGGGCAACAUAGCUCUGAGCCGCUACACCAGACCAACCCCUGUCCAGAAAUAUGCCAUUCCUAUUGUUAAGUCAAAGAGAGACCUCAUGGCGUGUGCACAAACGGGUUCUGGGAAGACUGCUGCCUUCCUGCUGCCCAUCCUCAGCCAGAUCUACACUGAAGGACCAGGAGAAGCCCUCAAUGCAGCUAAAGCCUCUGGACAGGAUAACGGAAAGUACGGCCGUCGUAAGCAGUACCCCAUUUCUCUGGUUCUGGCUCCAACUAGAGAGCUGGCAUUGCAAAUUUAUGAUGAAGCCAGAAAGUUUGCUUACCGCUCGAAAGUGCGACCUUGUGUAGUCUAUGGAGGAGCAGACAUAGGUCAGCAAAUUCGAGAUUUGGAGAGAGGCUGCCAUCUGCUGGUGGCCACUCCGGGAAGACUGGUGGACAUGAUGGAGCGGGGCAAGAUUGGACUCGAUUACUGCAACUAUCUUGUUCUGGAUGAAGCUGAUCGUAUGUUGGACAUGGGAUUUGAACCACAGAUUCGACGAAUUGUUGAACAAGACACCAUGCCACCGAAAGGCAUCAGACAGACAAUGAUGUUCAGUGCGACAUUCCCAAAAGAGAUUCAAAUCCUGGCUCGAGAUUUCUUGGAGGAGUACAUCUUCCUGGCUGUGGGCAGAGUGGGUUCCACCUCUGAGAACAUUACACAAAAAGUGGUUUGGGUGGAGGAAAGCGACAAGAGGUCUUUUCUUCUUGACCUGCUAAGCGCCACUGUUAUUCCCAGCGAGGUUCAGGACAGUACUGGAGACAACAUAGAGAAGCCCGGUAAAGAUUCUUUGACUCUGGUCUUCGUGGAGACCAAGAAAGGUGCAGAUGCCCUGGAGGACUUCCUGUAUCGUGAAGGGUACGCCUGCACUAGUAUUCAUGGAGAUCGCUCCCAGAGAGACCGCGAGGAAGCGCUGAACCAGUUCAGAUCCGGAAAAUGCCCCAUUCUUGUUGCCACUGCGGUUGCCGCUCGAGGUCUGGACAUUUCCAAUGUGAAACAUGUCAUCAAUUUUGACCUACCAAGCGACAUUGAGGAGUACGUUCAUCGCAUUGGACGUACGGGACGAGUAGGGAACCUUGGUCUGGCCACGUCUUUCUUCAAUGACAAAAAUGGGAACAUCACUAAAGACCUGCUGGACAUCCUUGUUGAAGCAAAACAGGAGGUCCCAUCCUGGCUGGAGAGUCUUGCUUACGAGCACCAACACAAGAGCAGCAACAGAGGGCGCUCCAAGAGAUUUGCGGGAGGUUUCGGGGCACGAGACUAUCGCCAGACUGCUGCAGGAGGCAACGCUGGAGGUUUUGUUGGACGUGGAGCUCGCAACCAAACAGCACAUGGAGGAAACCGUGGCUUUGGAGGAGGUGGGUUCGGCAACUUCUACACCAGUGAUGGCUAUGGAGGCAACUAUUCCCACUCUCAGGUUGAUUGGUGGGGGAACUAGGAGACCCUCUCACACAAACACACACCUUUCCUCCUGACAGCCCCUCUUCCUUUCUAGGCUCUCUUGUCUGCACCCAAACUAUUUGUCCCCGCUCAUCCACCCCAGAAUCAACAUGUGCAUGCUGUGUAACUAUUUAUACUCCUUUAUAUAACCUCAUCACAUUUGGACACUCUUUUCAUUCACACUCCCUGGAUUUGGUCUUUGCGGUUGAUGCAUUGAUCUUCACAUCCCCAUACCGUCUCUUUGAUUUCCCUCUGAUUUUCUGAUAUAUGUCAGAAGAGAGUCAUAAAGGGAAUUCACUAGUCUCCAUCUUGAAGCAUCUCUCCUUUCCUACUAAACUGAAAGCUUCGGUUCACAUUUCAAACUAAAUCAGGGGGAAAUUUAUCAGUUGUGUUCUUCAGAUCUAAGAUUUCCUGUUUACCUCCACACUGUUGUUUCUAUGCCUGGCCAUGCUGUAGGUCACUGGCUGAUUUGUUGAUAUUCCGUGGAGAUGGGGAAACACCAAGAAUAGGACUGCUCUUAACUGGCAGAUUGUAUAAAUGGCCACAGAACAUGGUUUUGAAAUCUGUUACCGAGCCCAUUUACUCCAGUAAGAGAGCUCUAGUGCGUGAGAAGAACCCACUGAGUGAGAAAGUCUGUUGAUGUUUAGUGAUGAUGCAAGUUUGCUUGAUCAAUAUGGUGGUAGCUGUCAGUGCUACAACACAUUUCACUGAGUUUGAUGCAAAACAAAAAAAAGAGGAUCAUUUGUUUCUGUACUGUGCCUUCAACAAUUUGAAUAAUGUUUCGUCGUAUAUUUCUGCUAUUUUUAUUGCCAUCAAGUGUAUCUGGCUAAAGUAUAGGCCAACUCAAAUGUAUAUUUAAAGCUCCUGUAUGGCUUUAAACGUGUUUUUAGUUUGUAUUUGGAAAGAAACAAACUUGGCGUGAACCAAAAUCAAACCUUGGCAAAAAAAAAAAAAAAACUGCGGUGAAGCAAAUCAAAUAAAUUCCUACUCCGUCCACCAUUUUCUCAUAGCUUUGAUGGACGGGGUUCUAAAAGCAUCGUACUAAUUGAAGACAACUAGAUGGCCUGCUGUUUAGAGCUGCAAGGUGAUAAAAAGCAUUCGACUUGGCAGAGUCAGAAGCGUCGGCUUCAUCCUAGUAGCUCGGUCCUUCUCACUGACUCGUCGAUAAAGACUCAGCUUGAGCUUCAUCUUGGUUCUCUGAGUCGUCUUGUCUCCAAAAUGUGGACGUUUCUGUGUCCGCAGCUUCAGUGGAAGUGACUCUGUGGCUGCUGUUGAACACACAACCUUCCAUCAGUCGUUCGACUUGGCUCCAUACACACUAUUGCUGGUUCAACUUGAAAGCAUUAAUUUGCUUUGUUUGGGCUUUUACAGUCAACACUCUCUGCCUAGUGUUUUUAAUCAACAAUCAGUCUGUGAAAUUGGACCGUAGAAUAUACUCCUGUGAGGUAGCAGCUAGGACCAAUGCUGCAGCCUCUACCCAAAGCCUCUUUUCUAUCCAGCUCACUGAAGUUCCAGUACCAUACCUGAAUGUUUAUUCUGAGGUUAGCUGUCCAAAUCCAGCCGUAAAAAAUCUCACAAUUCUGCGCAAGAUAUGGGCCAGACCAAAGGCCCUCCUUGGGCUCUGUUCUCUCUGGUCUUGUCUGGCCAGAGAUGGAUUCCUCCAUAGCGAAUAAAAGUUGCCAUUCAUAUUGUAAGUCAGUUGACACCUGAAAACACUUGUAAAUCUAGUUUUUGUUUUCAGUUCAUUUGGGCUGCUGCUGUCGUCCUUGUAGUGACAGAGCCCAGCUCGCUAGCUGAAGACAGAUGCGAGUUCAACUCCCUGCAGCAGCGUGUGAAAAUGUAUAGGCACUGUAUCAUCAGGAGACGGGGAGAAGGAUGCAGCAUUGCGCUCAUUCGAAACUCAAGGGAGUUCAUGUAGACAAAGUUGGGCUGAGAUCCACAUGCCAAUAUUUUAGUUUUGAUAAAUGAGGAGACCUAAUCUGUUAUUGCUGUUUACAGGGUGACUAAUAACCAUGUCUUGUUUAGGGCUGCAGCCCUAGUCUGGACCUGGGUGGUACAGUUGUUAUUACCAAGUAGCGCAAGAAUCCACUCUAGUCUGUCUUGCUUCCCAGUAAAAAAAAAAGUUGAAAUGAUAAAGAUUGUGUCCAUGCUAUCUUAAAUGUUGUUAGUAUUUGGUUGGGAAGAAUCAGCAUUUCCCGAGAGGCUGAAGUGAAGUACAUAUGUGAUCUGGAUUUACUUGGACACUGCUACAAGUUUCCUUUGUUAGGCAUCGAUCAAUGCUCGCUUUUUUUUUAAGCAAAUGAUGUUCUGGCCAUUGAAGUUUCACAGUCCGUGCUCCUGAGAAAGCACCUUCAGAGGAAAGAAGUAUUUAUUUAUUGGUGUAUUUUUAAUGCAUGUCUCCUCUGGCCCUACUUUCACACAACCACAUGCUCAUGGUGCCUACAGUUUCUUUUUGCUGAGAAUGAACAGAUUGUUCCUUCUUCCAUGAUACUUGGAUCCAUGUUGUCCAUGACCUUGUGAUUGGAAAAAAAUUUGUCGUGCCGCUCCUGGUUGGGUGUUUGAGCUGUUUAGUUUAGAUGAAGGACUUGACACAAUAUGGAAAUAAAGCUACAAAUAUACGGCUGAAAAACCAGAUGCGAACCGACACCUAGGAGACGGCAUUGGCUCACUCAGCUUUGAAUUUGGGCCCGGUUCCUCACAGGCUACUUAAAAUGUGUUGCUUCUUCAAUAUUACAUUUGUGGAAAAGGCUCUGCGGGUGUCCGACUGCUCUCAUACGGCGGAACCGAUAGAAUCGAACGUGUUCCUGGUUAAGAAGCAAAAGUGUGUCAAAUUCCUCUGUACAUUUUUGUUCCCACCCUCUGAAUUGCUUUGUAUUGUUUAGGUGGCUCUAUGUUCCCCCUCCCCUCUGCUGGCAGUCGACCAUUGGAUCGACCAGUGUUGACUCUAGUGGCUGUAGUGGGCGUGUCCCGGUGGCUGUGAUGUUUAUCGAGCACCUCAGUGAGGAGGUCUGUGUAGUCCCUGCAGGCCAAUCAUGAAGUCUUAGUGAACCAUUUCCUCUCGCUGAUGAAGAAGUCUCGACAAUUGGUUGAUGCACAGGACAAUCACCGAAGACUUGUCUCAUUAACCCGCCGGGAGUUGCACCAUACGUUUUGCUCACACUUAUUCAGUGCUUUGGUCUUUUCUGUUCGAUUGAAAAAUGUGGUGGAGUCUUUCAAUGAUGAUCCUGUCUCAGGCGCAAUAAGGAAAACCUUUAUACCUAGUUCAGUUCACAGAUGACACGUCGCUGAUUCUAGUUCAAUGUAAAUGUUGAUGUGCCUUCAACUGCUGCUCAGGCUCACGGAUGAAGGAUUCCGCGUCAGAUAGCGCCCCCUGCUGGUGCUCUUCAACAGAAAGGAAAUGGUUCUGUUUACCUCACUUUUGUUCCGAGUCAGUCUUGUGUGUGUGUGUGUGUGUGUGUGUGUGUGUUUGGCCGCAUGCAAACAUGACCAGGUCAUGGUUUGGUGCAGCGUUUAUCCUGCUCUUGAGCUCUUCAUGGAGCAGCAAGUGCAACAAAUGAGGGUGGUUGUCCCCAAAUUUGAAGUGUUCUCCAGUUCCGCCUGGAGCGCCGGAAGGUCGGCCCCAACUCGCACAUGUGUUUGAGCGACUGGAGAAGUGGUUUAGGGCUGGGUUUUAAUGUUUCUAACAUGAAGGUGGCGCUGAUGCUAUGAUGCUAACAACAAGUAGCUCAAACCCCUGAUGGUUGAGGUGUUGCAUGGCUUGUAUCUCUCGUGCUGUUUGAUUUGUUCAGUCCUGUUAGUGACGUGCCCUGGUGAUCGAUACUGGUGAGUCUCUAACAGGUCCUUGUGUUUGCUCAUGUUCAGCUGUGGAGCGUCGCUGCCCAGAUGAUUGGGUCGUGGCACUGAAUUUCCUCUGGUCAUUGCAAAGCUUCCAGCGUUCCAGGUUUUUGAAUUCUAGUUCAAAAGUUCAGCACUUUUCGGUGAGUAUUUGUACCUUUGAUGCCUUAAAUAGCAGAGUGAUACCCAGCCCUAACGGUGAGGCUAGAGAAGCUGGUUACACGCGUCAGUCUUGCGUCUGGAUUGUGGAGUGCGAUCUAAAAUCGGUGCUAUGCCCCCCUCGCUGCGGCCUGCAGGCCUUCUGUUUUAUAGUUCAAGGUUUUACAGAACCUCCAUUUAAAUUUUGUUUUCUUGUGUAGCACAGGUUCUUCACAACCUCUGAGAGGUCCAUACGCGUGUGUGUGUGGAAUUGUAGCCGCUUUAUCAAGAACUAAUUCUUCUUCACUGUGGUGUGUGCGAGAGGUUCUUCCAGAAUUUCAUGGACCAGGUGGAGAUGCAGUGGACAGCAAGUGCAAGGGUUUGCACUCAGAGUUCUCCUCUACUUUCGCUGCUAGUUUGUGUAAUUUAACAAGCAUUUUUGAGAAAUAUUUAUUUUUUUAUAAGCCAAAUACAAGUCGAUAUUUUAAAAACUGGUGACUUGACCAAAAGGCAGUGAACAAAAACACUGGCACUUGAAUGUUGAAUGUCAUUGGUAUGAGUGAAAAUUUCUAUUUUUCUGGGGUAGUGUGAACUUUUCAGUGUUACAGACACAAGAAGGCGGGCCCUUCUCUCCACUCUGUCACAUCAUGACGCAGAACCAACCAGUCAAAACCACCGUUUCCACGAGUGCGGGUCCUUGAAAGAACUAAGAAAGAAGACUGAUUCAGCUCACUGCAACUUUGAGCCGAAACUGAAAAUGUUCCCGCUGAUGUGACAGUGGAGAGAAUCUUUCUGCCCCGAUUCCCAUGAAAGUCACAUUGGACUCCGAAUCCGUAUCAGACACAUAAAUCGCACCAAUGCCAAUCCUGAUAGUAGAGAGAUACUGAGCAGCCAUUUUAUUUUUGAUUUGGCAAACAAAAUUGAGACACAACCGCUAAAUAUGCCAAGGUUUGGAUUCAACACAAAUCUGUUACAAUGCUCUUGCAGAGGUCCAUUUUGUAGUAAAAAAAAAAAAAAAAAAGCAACGAGUAUAAAAACAUGCAGUACAAAAAACAAGUGUCCAGAGUCUCUCCAAGCAAGUUCAUUUGAUUUAUUUGAGUCUUUCCUUCUUUCCUCCCGGCUAAAUCUCCUUUGAUGUGAAUGUCUUGCCAGUGAGAAUCUUACUUGUCUUUAUAACAGGAUUAACCGCGGUUCUAUUGCUAUGUUGUCGUGAGCCGCAGAUUUCAAGGCUCUGUCGUGACACGCGGCAGGAUCGGGCUCAUCCACAAUAGUCUUGACGGUGUGCUCGACACGCUACCUUGUUUUAGUAGACUUCAAGUCCAAGCCAGUGAGUGGAGAUGCUCGGCACCAGCAGCCUGCUAGUUAGUGUUUGCUUUCUGUAUUAGUUUAGCAGUUGUGCACGAAGAGUAAGCACUGCACGAUGAAAGAAAACUGAUAAUACUGUGUAUCCAUCCUGAUUUUACCACAAUUAAAAGUUUGGAUUUGCAGAAAAUA
Synchiropus splendidus (mandarinfish) is the source of this 7972-nucleotide messenger RNA. RefSeq names its product ATP-dependent RNA helicase DDX3X-like. The record is from RefSeq and is a predicted model, not a curated record. Gene Ontology annotation, cellular component: P granule; nucleus. The transcript has 21 exons. Lineage: Eukaryota; Metazoa; Chordata; Actinopteri; Syngnathiformes; Callionymidae. Gene Ontology annotation, biological process: gamete generation; cell differentiation. Gene Ontology annotation, molecular function: ATP binding; RNA binding; RNA helicase activity. Bases 270 to 2504 code for a protein of 744 amino acids.